AUGACGAAAACGAAAAAAUUGAUACCGGGAUUUCGGUUUCAUCCGACUGACGUUGAGCUGGUUCAGUACUUUUUGAAGAGGAAGGUCAUCGGAAAAAAGUUUCCCGUUGAAGUGAUUGCCGAAGUCGACAUAUACAAAUACGCUCCGUGGGAUCUCCCAGAUAAAUCUUUACUGAGCACUGAGGAUUUGGAAUGGUAUUUCUUUUGCCCUAGAGCAAAGAAAUACGCCAUUGGAGGUAGAAUGAAUAGGAGUACGGAAGUAGGAUAUUGGAAAACCACAGGAAGGGAUAAACCUAUUUGGCACAAUAAUCAAACUGUGGGGAUGAUGAAAACUCUAGUGUUUCACAUGGGUCGACCUCCUAAAGGACGUCGAACUGACUGGGUUAUGCAUGAAUUUAGGCUUGAUCAGGAUCUCGCUCACAAAGGCAUCGCACAGGACUCCUAUGUGCUUUGUAGGGUGUGCAAGAAGGAUGGUCCUGGUCCUAGAAAUGGAGGACAGUAUGGUAAACUGUUUGACGAGGAAAACUGGGAUGAUGAGGAAGAUAAAACUGAUGGCGUCUGUUCUAUUUCUAUUGCUAAACCACUUCCCAUUCUGCCUAUUGCACAUAAUCAUAAUAAUAAUAAUUUCUCACCUUGUGGACGCAACUGGUCGAUUCCAAAGUCAACUUUGUCAUCAGGAGCGACUAAUCCUUCACCAGUGAAUACCGAUGUGUCAUGCUCGUUAGAUUAUUUCGCAGAAGAAGAAUACAGCACAUUAUUAUUGGCUCUAAAUGGAAGCAACAAUAUGGAGACGGACGUUAAUUCUGAGGAGAAAAAAGAAAGUGAGGGCAUUGCAUUUGAUGAGAUUUUUGGGGACUUGGAAGACCUCAUCAACAUGGCUGCAUUUGAUGAAGAUGAUGAUCGACUUCCCUCAUGUUUCCCCAAAAGCUACAUUUCCUACAAACCCAAAUGA
Molecule: messenger RNA, 951 nt
Organism: Neltuma alba
Lineage: Eukaryota; Viridiplantae; Streptophyta; Magnoliopsida; Fabales; Fabaceae
Product: NAC domain-containing protein 82-like
Exons: 4
Coding region: 1-951 (316 amino acids)
Biological process (GO): regulation of DNA-templated transcription
Molecular function (GO): DNA binding
Source: RefSeq, a predicted model, not a curated record